GGCGAUUUAAAUGUAAGAAAGUAAAUCAAAACGGCAAAAAUAAAGGUGUAUUAUGAUUUUGCAAUUAAAUUAUUUUUCUGGUGAAAACGUCCGUGUGUUUAUAAUACAAUGAAUUGAUGAAAUUGUAACUUUUCCUAAGUUGUUUCCCACUUAAGUGUUAUUGUUUGAAAAUAGCGUCGAAAAUCAAAAAACGUUUAAUAUACAAUCUAGUAACUGAAGCUUUCAGAAAAGUUUGCUACACUUAAAAAUCGGAGCCAGUUUACUAGAAUAAAACGUGUCCACAGACUAGAACAAAGAAAAAAAAGAAAUAAUUUUUUCUUUUUAGAUUCAAAGUGGAGCGAAGAAGCUUAUAGUUUUACAAAGUUACCUCACCGGAGGACUUGAUAAGAUUUUUACGUGUAGCAACCUUUCUAAAAGGAAAUCAGUGUGGGGAGUUACCUUAGAGAGGUUUCGGUUUUCUCAAGAGUUUUCUUAUCAAAUGUUAAAAACCGAAAUAAAACGGAAAUCGUACGAAUUAUAUUUGUANAACUGAAGUGAAAAUUAUACGGCAAGAAAUAGACAGGAUGAAAGACAUAACACAGAAACAGAAGCAAGAUACUGACGAGGAAGUAUUAUCCCGGGUGCCCGACAACAAACAGAAAAUAAAAUGGGUAUACGUCGUAUACUUCACACUCGUUCAUAUUCUGGCUAUUAUAGGUCUAUAUAAUUUCUGCAACGCAAAAUACCAAACGAUUAUUUUCUGUAAGUAUCAGAAAAUCAUAAAAUAAUCAAUUUUUUAUUAUAUAUGAAAUAAACGAUGUAACUAGAAUAUUUGACAAAUGUAAUAACUUUUAGAUUCUUAGUGGAUGGAGGAAUGUGUUAGUUUUACAAUGAUAUAUAUUUUUUUAUUGUGGAUAACUGUUCUAACAGCAAUUUUAUUCUGAUUUAAAAUGAUGGCAUUGUUUUCUGAAGGAGAAACUUUCUCUGGUGGUACUUUAGGGAGUUCAUUUUUUGAUUUUCACCAUGAGUUUUCUUAAUUUAUGUAAAAAUCUGGGAAAAACUACGAGAAAACCGAGAAAAAGAAACGGGGAAGAUAGGCACAAUAUUUAACAAAUUUUUAUUAAAGAAAAUUCACUAUUUUGCCAUAAUAUGACUUAUAUAUAUUGUUGACAGUCCAGCACUAUCAACUGAAUCCCGCUCAAAAUCGUAUUUUUUUUAGCAAUGAUUUAUCAUUGCGUACAUACAUUAAAUUUUCCCUCUACUACCUUUUCAACUCCUCAUCUAUAGUAGUGUCUGCACCCGUCAUCUCUAUCCUACGAUAGCUUUUAAUGCUAUAAUUUUGUAUAUUUUAUAUUUUAUUUUACUUUGUUCAACUAAAAUAAAAAUGUUGUUCUUUGAUAAUGGGGACGGGUGUAGCAAGGCUCUUCUUUCCAUUGGAUACUUUGGGUACGUUACAGGACCCUCGCGAUCGAUGGGGCCCCCAAUUCUUGUCAGAUCCCUAACCGAUAACCGAAAUUUAUUUGAUUAAAACCCUGUGCCCCCCUCCAGUUUGAAUACCUUUUUAUUGCAUGUAUUAUCUACAUUGUACACAUUUGUUUGAUUUUACACAAAUCUUAAAACUCAUUUUACGGUUUUUAAUGUAGGUAGAAACAAAUUGUAGAUAGCAGAUACUAGGCACACCAAUAUUUUUAAAUAAUAUCGAGUACCUAUACGAGUUCAAAGUUUAAUUUGUUAUUGAUCUAAAUAUAAUUUCCCUUUCCUGUUGCCAUAAUCAUAGUUUCAAUAUAAAAAUAUUGUAUUUUUGGCGGGUUACACCAAGACACGAGGUUUAUGAUGAGGUAAAAAGAAACGUUUAUUUACAACAUAAAGACAUAAUACAAGUGAUCACCAGUUGACGGCUUUUGACGGAGGAAAAGGCGAGCACGCAACAAUUAAAACAACAUUAGUUAAGAAAAACAAUUAUACAUAAUAAUUAUUCGGAGUCGGAAAACAAUUUUUCGCGAACGGCGUCGGUGCGAAGAGAGCGAGCGGAGCGGUCGUGACGUCGAGUCGAGCGGAGCUGUGGACGAUGACCUUAAAGAUGAUAUUAAAGAAAAUAUAUAGAGUCUACUAAAUUAUUUUACUAGUUUAUGUCUAAUUGAAUUCCUUACAAAGCAACAAUUUUUUUCGGCGAAUAAUUUGCAGCCACGAUCAUUUAACGAGAUACCUCACAGUAUUGAUACAUAAUCAAUUUGGAUUUAAAUUCUGGAGUUUAAGCACGUGCAUUUUUUCAUAUUACAAUUUACACCUAUUUAAAUAACUACAGAUUUUAUUAUUCUAUACAUUUUUAAUUAUUAUCGGAUACAAACUUAAAGUGUACAAAUACCUAUUUUACAGUCAUGCACAUUUCCCAAAAAUAAUAUUUUUGCCAUUAGCGAGUUUUGUCAAGAAACUGACCUGUACUUUGUAUUUAGUGAGUUAUGACUUUGUUUAUUUGAUUGCUAAGUAGAUCUUGAAUUUACACCAAUUCUCUAUAUCUGUUUGGGUUUUUAAAUAUUAUGAAAUAUUGGCAAAAAAUAAAGAACUGUAUUAAUUAAACUAUAAAUUACUAAAUAAUAAAUUGUACACUACUCGUUAAUAUAUAUUAACAAUUCCAGUUACACCUAGAACAUACUAGAACGAAAUAUAGUACUUUAUUAUAAUUAUUUGUUUAUAGCUUUCGUUGUUGGAGGUAUUGGAGGAUUUGGAGUUACCGGUGGUGCACACAGAUAUUAUUCUCAUAAAUCAUUCAAAGCCAAUCUGCCAUUACAAAUUAUACUUUUAUUGUGUUACUCAGUAUCGGGACAGGUACGGUAUAUACGAGCUGUCACGGCUCUAAUAUUAAAAUAAUCCACUGAAAAUUCGAGUGCCGGGUGGUUUUGUUUUUAUAUCGGUAUUGAUUUCGAGUAGUUAUUUUUAAAAAUAUAUUCUAAAAGUUCAGUGUCGAUAAAUAUAUAUAUAUGUAUAUAAAAAAUUAAAAAAAAUAGUAAAUUUACUUCAGACAUCCCUGCUGUGUGUAAGAUAUGCUUAAAAAAAAAAAAAUUAUCUUGACAGUCGGUAUACUGUGUGGUUAUUCUUAUUAGAUACUGACGACGUAAAUAGUCGCAAUAUUAGGUUAUUGGAUCUAAGAAUCCCAUAGAUAUUUUUGGACGUGACCAUUUAGUCAUAGCUGUGUGGACAGGAUCUUUUUGGUGUGAAAAGUUUUGACGCAGCUGUUUGGAUGUGAAUAAAAAUAAAUACUUUUAUGUACGAAUUUAUAUUAUUAACAAUUUUGAACAGUUAAUCUGUUAAUUUUAUUUAAAAUAUCGACUGUAAGAGUUAUAAUACAAAUUAAGAAUGUUUACAAAAUUUGAAUUUGUUGAAAAUAAUUAUAAGUAUUAGAUUUGAUUCCUAAAUAAUUUUAAUAAUUAAUUUAUGGAAAUGCACUGUAAAUAUACAACAUUAAUAUUCAGUAUUGUUUUUCUCAUUUGUUUGAAAACAGGACAUUGUUUAUUUGGUGUCCUUAGAAUGUAAAAAUUACAAUAAUCGUAAAAACAAUAUAGACUGAGCAUUUAAAAUAAAAUUAAAUAAACUAUCUGUUCAAAAUUACGUACAUAAAUUCGUUUAAGUACUUCCGAAAUAUCUGCCGCCCAAACGUCUCGUGCCAUAACAGUCCCGUCAAAAUAUCCCAAUUCCCAGCUUAUGAAAACACACAUCACAGUAAAAUCAAUACAUCGUUCCCUCGCUACGUUUCGAAUUAAAAAUCUUAAGAAAGUCGGCAUAUUGAGUGGUUGUUGUUAUUUCCCAUAAUGUAGGUAGUCACAUAUCAGAUUAUGGGGAUCUAGAAAUUCUAUAGGACAUUUGGACAUAACAAUUUGUGUGUGGCUGUUUAGACGGAACCCUUUUGUCUUGAGAAGUAUCAGUACAACCGUUUUGGACGUAGAGACAUUUUAACGUGAAUAUAAAUAAAUAAACACUUUUAUAUACGAAUUUAUAUAAACAACGUUGAACAGUAUAAUUAUUUGAUUUUAUAAAUUACUAAAACAAACUGAAAAUCUCAACAAAAUUUGCAUGUAUAAAAAAUUAUUAUGCUAAAUUAAUAAUUAAAUUUAUUAUUAUGAUAAUCAAUUUAGAAAAAUGCCCUUUAAAAACGACAUAAAAAUCCGUGUUACUUAUGUCACUUUUGUGCGUCUGAAUGUCAUUUAUUUCGAUCAAAAUAAUCGUUUGUUUUCGUAGUUAUGUUAAUAAAAUUAAACAUUUUAAUAAAAUCAAACAGAUUAAUUGUUUAACUUUAUUUCUAUAUAUUUGUUUAAGUACGUCUUAAAUGGCUUCACCUAAAACGUCUCGUAUUAAAACAGUCAUGCCAAAAUUUUCACGCUCCCAUUACCCAGUUUAUGAUGAUUUGUACCUAAUUACGUCAGUCAGUUUUUAAUCGGGAAAAUAUUGGGCAUAUAGACAAAACAAAAUAUUAAUUCAACAAUUUAAAAGAAUUUUGUCCCAAAUAUAUUAACAAUAUUACUACUGUUAUACACUAUCCGCUUUGUUCAAAUCAAAAGUAAACUAAAUAAACUUAAAUAAACUAUAGAAUCGGUUCAAAGAAAAAUGUGCCAGAUUAUACGAAUGGAAAAUAUAAAUAUUCAGAUGUGUUUUGGAUGUUUAGCAUAGUUUAGUGACCUGGGUUCGAGACCACCGGAUGCAUCACAAGUUCAGUGAGACAGAUGCUGAUCCGCACAAUGCAAACAGAGGUUUUUUCUAUGCGCACAUUGGCUGGCUAAUGCAACACCAUCAUCCUGAGUAUUAUAAACGUAGCAGUAACAUCGAUGUGUCGGACAUUAUUAACGACCCUUUGGUACAAUUCCACGCAAAGUAAACAAUUACGACCAACAUGCAAGGUGGAAAAUAAUUUAUAGACGCGUUUCGUUCUUAUUUCUCAGAUACUUUUUUUUGGCAAAGAUACUGAUAUGUUUUGUCCUACCGAUAAUUAUACCGGUGUACGCGUGGAACGAAAGUUGGAAGAUAUCUUUAUUGGUACCGGGGAUUUUACGAUACGUGUGCAAUUUGAAUUUCACUUUUUCUGUAAACAGUAUAGCUCACUUUUGGGGACAUAAGCCGUACAAUAAGUAAGUAUCCAUAUCUAUACGUAAAGACGGACUGGACGUAUUCCCUUUAGCAAGGAUUUUAAAACCCACAUUCCUGAUCGUUUUUAACUAAAAAAUUGAAAUCCUUAUAAAAAGGAUUUAUAAGCUCGGAAAUCUAAAUCCAAUCUCUAAAAUGUAAGCAACAGACUAUGUGAUAUGAUACAAAGUAGCAUUAAUAAAUGAUUUAGACAAGGGCGUAACACUGGAAAAUAAUUUCCGGGGGAGGGGGGGAUUUCGAACUAAAAUAUGUGUGAUGUUCUAAUUGUAUUAUAACAUUGUAUAGGUAAUUUAUAAGCAAUAUACUAUGAAUAAAUUUUGGAUGGAGUUUGAAACCCCAAAACCUCCUUCCGGUUACUGUCUUUGAUAAAGAUUUUAAUUUAUAGAUAUUUAGUAGAAUAAUAAACUAAUAACAUGAGUCAAUCAAUAGUAUCAAUUAAUAAUACAAUUAUAUCUUGCUAAACUCUGCUUAAACUUAAUACCUAUAGAUGUCUUGGCAGUUUUGAUUUUAGUUUUUUGUUUUUCGUGCCACAGAAGCAUUCAGCCUGUACAAAACUUGAUCGUAUCCAUACUGGCCAUGGGGGAAGGAUGGCACAACUAUCACCACGUUUUCCCGAUGGAUUACAGAACAUCCGAACUUGGUGGUUAUUUGUUUAACUUGACAACGAUGUGGCUGGACUUUUUCGCUCGUAUAGGCUGGGCGUAUGAUCUCAAGACACCAUCCGAGCAGCUUGUCCGACGGGUGGCCAUCAAUCACGGCGACGGUAGUUGGCAUGAUGCAUCAGAUAAAAUAAUACUAGGGAAAUAAAAUGCUUCGUAACUCUGGCCACGCAAUGAAUUUCCGCUUUUAUACAUAAUUUGCCAUUAUUGGUUUCCAAAAUCGAUUGUUCCCCUCGUGUAUGUGUUUAUUGUAUAUAAAUGUUGAUUUCGCAUCAUUUUCUAAAAUGCGCUCUUAGUUUUGGCCAUUCACAUUAAGCCUGUAUUUAUUUGUUUUGAAGUUUUUUUUUAAAAAUUUCACUUAUUUAGUAUUUAGGUUAGUUUCAUAAUUUUUUAUAAUAGAUUAAACGAGGAUUUUAACGACCUACUCGUGUAAUAUUUAAACGAAAUGUAUUUACUGUUUAUUUCAAUAAUAAAACAAAAGUAAUUAUCAAUUAAUAAUUAAUGUGUUUUAGUAAUAAUAAUACUAUGGUGGUGGAGCAUUAACCACAGUAGCUCCUAGAUCGAUAAGUUAACUGAAAAUGUCGUGUAAAUCAUAGUCAAUACGGAAGACAGUAAAAAAAGUAAUGAAACUGUCUACUAUAAUAAUCUUAUAUGUACGUAUAUAUAAGUUCUCUGGUCACAGUGUUUGUUAUUUAUUUCCUCUGAAACGACUCAAACGAUUUUCAUGAAAUUUUUUGUAUAUAUUUGGUAGGUCUAAGAAUAUGCCGUAAAGUAUUUUUCACCCUCCUACUCUACCCAUUAUUUUUUAACCGCGAUUUUAGUAUUUUCACUAUAUUAUUUUAUUCACGUAUAUUAGUAUAUAUACGAGCAACACCAAAUAAUUUAGCUUAUGAUAUAAUAAAUACAAUUUUUCUUGUUGGUUUGUAUUACCACGGUAACAGGGAUGAAAAAUAAUAUUGAUUAAUUAUAAUUAGAAGUUAGCCGGAAAAUAUCAUGUGAUCAUCAAAAUUAGUUCAUUUUUAUACCUACUUCUUUAUAUUUCAUUCUUUGUAGGUAUUUCUACGUGAUUAUCCUAUUAUUUCAAAUAUAUUUAUCUUCUAUUUCUAUACUUAGUGUCUUAAGUCUACUACUAUCCCCAUAACCACGACUCUCUUUAUAUUUUCCCCCGUUUAAACCUCUUUUAACUCCUCUUAUUCCCCCCCCCCUUUUUUAUUUUUCCUAUUUUUUUGUAUAACUACAAGUGGCUCAAAAUUUUUGGCGAUUUAAAUGUAAGAAAGUAAAUCAAAACGGCAAA
This is a messenger RNA of Cinara cedri, 7065 nucleotides long. The record is from the annotation of a GenBank genome assembly. Lineage: Eukaryota; Metazoa; Arthropoda; Insecta; Hemiptera; Aphididae.